Cavenderia fasciculata is the source of this 2421-nucleotide messenger RNA. RefSeq lists its product as uncharacterized. The coding region runs from base 1 to 2421 and encodes 806 amino acids. The record is from RefSeq and is a predicted model, not a curated record. The transcript is spliced from 2 exons. Gene Ontology annotation, biological process: protein ubiquitination. Gene Ontology annotation, molecular function: ubiquitin protein ligase activity; DNA binding. NCBI's taxonomy places the organism in Eukaryota, Evosea, Eumycetozoa, Acytosteliales, Cavenderiaceae.
AUGGAUGUAUCUUAUGACCACCACCACCACUCUUCUUCAAACAAUAGCAACGGUACAAACAACAAUAAUAGUAGUACAAUUAAUAACGAUAGUAGUGACAGCAACAAUGAUAUUCAUAUGAACAAUACAAACCAUGAAGAGGUGACUGUAUCUUCCAUUUUAAAUGACUUGUUAAAUCGUAUUAAUACGCAGAGAGAUAAUACUAGUAAAAUUAACGGUACUAAUAAUAGUAGUAGUAAUAGUACAAUUAAUAAUAGUAAUAAUGUACAACAACAACAACAAUAUAGUCAUAGUCAUAUGAAUGAUAAUAAUAAUAUAAAUCAUAUGACUUUUAGUAAAAGUACAGUUGAUGUAGCUGCUCAACACCAACACCAAAUAGAUUCUACUAUUACUACUCCUCCUGCUUCUGCAACUACCACUCCUACUAUCACCUCCACCACUGCAACUACUACAUUUGUAUUACCUACUCCUGCUACGACUAGUCUGACGAGUAGUACCAGUUCAACUGCUUCAAUGUCUACACCAGCAACAUCUCAACAACAACAAUUAACACCUGUUAGAAAAAGAGGUAGACCUCCCAAAAACCCAGAACUACAUGAACAAAAGAAACUACUUAAAGCAGAGAGAUUAUUAAGAUCUGCUGAUAAACAACAACAACCAAGACAACCAAAACAACAAAAAAAGUUACUCAAUAGUAGUAGUAGUAGUACUGGUGUCAGUCCUUUAUUGACACCAAUGCAACACUCUUCCAACAAUAUGGUACUCCCAACACUAUCAUCAUCGACAAGUCAAUUAUUUGCAGCGGUCGAUGCAGACGUGCAAGAACAACAAAAACAAAUCAUCAACAAGGGAGGUAUCCAAUGUCGUAUCUGUAAAAGUUACUAUGAAGCCGAUAAAUUCCAAGACCAUUAUGAUUGGGAGUUACUUCGAAUGGAGUCAAAUUACAAUGGCGGUAUUGUACCAGAUGAUGAUGAGGAAGAAGAACAAGUUGAAGAAGAGACAACUCCAUUGUUUGAAUGUGGUGAUUUAUUAUCAUCACCAAGUCUAUUAUUUAUGAGACCAAAGAGAGCUUCUUCAAUUAGUGCAAUGAAAACAAUUGCAACUACUGGUAAUAAUCAAAAUAAUCAAAAUAAUCAUCAAAAUCAAAAUAAUAAUAAUAAUAAUAAUAUAACAGAAUCAAUUCAACAACAACAACAACCAAAUGUUCAUGAUAGUAUACUUCAAUCAAUUAAUAAUAUUAGAUCUAAAAGAUCAAAUAGAUUGUCAUUAUCAUCGUCAUCCAGAUCAAAUUUGACACCAACAAGAAAUUCACAAGGUGUCAUGAGACAACAACCUUCUUUAUCUUCCUCCCCAUCCCCUUUAUUAUCAUCGUCGUCGUCAUCUAUUUCACAACAACCAUCUCAACAACAGCAAUGUGUAGUUUGUAACAAUUACAUUGGUGGAUCAUUUUUAAAUUUUCAAUUACAUGUUGAGCAAUGUUUAAAUACUCAAGGUGCUGCUUCAACUAUUAUGACUUCUUCUUCCUCUUCAACUACGACGACAUCUACAUCAUCUACAUCUACCAGUUCAACUACGACAACACCAAAGAGAAGAGGUAGACCACCAAAGAAAAAUAUUUUACCCAUCAAUCUACAACAACAACCACAACCACAACAUCAACAACAACCAAUGACAAUAUCAUCCAACUCCAACAAUAAUAUUGAUACAGUCGGUACUAUUAUUAAUGGAUUUGCAAUUGAAGAUGAAGAUGAUUCACGUUGGGCUAGUAGUGAUGAUGAACCUAUUCAAGACCACGAUUUCCCAAGCGAUGUAGAGACUUAUACGAUUGCUGGUGUAACUAGAAUACGCACAGUCUCGUUACUUCCAAAUCAAUCCUAUGAAGGUAUCUACUUUGACAAGGGUGAAGCUGCACGUUGUUACCAACAAGAUGAAGACGAUGAAUUGGAUGUUGAACAAGAUGAUACCGUUGUAUUUGGUGCAACUCAAUAUACUGAAGAUGAUAUUAAAAAACGUAAUACUAUUAACCAAGAUACAAAAGAUACAACAAUUAAACAAGAAGCUAUAACAACGAAUAAUAAUAAUAAUAAUGUAAAUAAUAAUAAUAAUAAUAAUAAUAAUGUAAAUAAUUUAAAAAAGGAUAAUUCAAAUUCAAUGGUUGGAUCAAACAAUAACAACAAUAAUAAUAAUAACAAUUUUAUAAUGGAAGCAUUAAAAGAAAGAAUCAAGGAACAAGAUGAACAACUUAAAAGUAUUCCAAGUUGUUUGGUUUGUUUGGAACCGUACAAGGCACCCCUCACAUCGAUCAAAUGUUGGCAUGUCCAUUGCGAACAAUGCUGGCUAAACACAUUGAGUGUCAAGAAAUGGUGUCCUCAAUGUAAAGUCAUCACAACUCAUUCAGAGUUGAGAAAGAUUUAUCUUUAA